Molecule: messenger RNA, 1406 nt
Organism: Arvicanthis niloticus (Nile rat)
Lineage: Eukaryota; Metazoa; Chordata; Mammalia; Rodentia; Muridae
Gene: Eif1
Product: eukaryotic translation initiation factor 1
Biological process (GO): translational initiation
Molecular function (GO): translation initiation factor activity
Source: RefSeq, a predicted model, not a curated record
AGGAAGCCGCGGUGUACGGGCGCCCGGGAGCUUGACGCCAUGGGUGGGGCCGAGACGUGAGGGCAGCGCGCUGGCGUCACAGGGGCGGCUAUAUAAGUGAAUACAGGCGCCGCCCCUCCGCCCCAGUCACUGAGCCGCCGCCGAGGACUCAGCUGCCUCCCCCUCGAGCCCCCUCGCUUCCCGACGCUCCGUCCCCCCCGCCCGCCUUCUCCCGCAGCCGCCUUCCGCAGGCCGUUUCCACCGAGGAAAAGGAAUCGUAUCGUAUGUCCGCUAUCCAGAACCUCCACUCUUUCGACCCCUUUGCUGAUGCAAGUAAGGGUGAUGACCUGCUUCCUGCUGGCACUGAGGAUUAUAUCCAUAUAAGAAUUCAACAGAGAAACGGCAGGAAGACCCUUACAACUGUCCAAGGGAUCGCUGAUGAUUACGAUAAAAAGAAACUAGUGAAGGCGUUUAAGAAGAAAUUUGCCUGCAAUGGUACUGUAAUUGAGCAUCCAGAAUAUGGAGAAGUAAUUCAGCUACAGGGUGACCAGCGCAAGAACAUAUGCCAGUUCCUGAUAGAGAUUGGACUGGCUAAGGACGAUCAGCUGAAGGUUCAUGGGUUUUAAGUGCUUGUGGCUCUCGGAAGCUUAAGUGAGGAUUUCCUUGCAAUGAGUAGAAUUUCCCUUCUGUCCCUUGUCACAAGUUUAAAAACCUCACAGCUUGUAUAAUGUAAUCAUUUGGGGUCCGCUUUUAACUUGGACUAGUGUAACUCCUUCAUGCAAUAAACUGAAAAGAGCCAUGCUGUGUAGUCUUGAAGUCCCUCAUUUAAACAGGUUAAGCAGUAAGCCCUGGCAGUGUCCACCCUGAAACAAAGCAAUAACAAAGUUUCAGCCAAGAACCCCAAGAUCACAGGAGGCUAUGUCUGACCAGAGGUUCCUUGGGGCUCCCUCCACAGAGUCCCCUGCCCUAGGAGAGUGUCAUCACUUGAACAGCCCAGGUGACCGAGAGUAUGGGUAACACUGCCCCAGCUAUGUCACUAGAGGGAGUUUCUGGCCAUAAAAAGAACUCCUGGUGUCUGACCAGGUAGGCAGAAUUCAGAAAAGGCCACCUUUCCAAGAGAAGUUAUGGACGUCUAGCUCACCACCGGGGUGGUCUUUUUAAAGCAGAUCUAUCCUACCUAGCCAAGGGAUGUUGAAAUAUGAAGGGUAAGACCAGCCUGGUAUCAGUUAAACUUAGGACAAGGGAACAAAUGCCAAGCUGGUGCCAUUGGUCGUGUGGCUAGCUGUAGAAGCUUCAACUCAAUAUGAGCCGCUGCCCAGUGCCAUGUGAAGGAACAAACUGGUCUUUUGGUUUUCUUUUCCCUUCCAGUUUUAAUGUUAUGUAAUGUAUUUAAAACCUUAUUUAAAUAAAGCUUGUUUUCAGAAAUA